AGGGAAACAAACUUGAGUUGGAUUAAAUGGAACCAAACAGGGCAGGUGUGAAAGCACCCUUAGAAUGUGGCUACUGGUAAUAAUAUCAAAACUUGAGUAAGAACUGGGAGCGGAGAGUUUGUGAACAGUGUGGAUCAGAGUCGCUUUGGGGACUAGUGAGCUUCUCAUACAGCUGUCCGGAGGAGAGCAGCGGAGCCAGGGAACAUAUGAUCUGAGAAGGUGUGUCUUGUCCUCCUGUCUGCUGCUACCAGGAUGCAGUUCUCAGUCAGACUGAGCCUCUGCCUGCUGGGCCUCGUUCUCGUCUCUGUAAUCCCUCAGCCAGCACAGGGUCAAGUUUCAUCGCCAAGGAGAUUCCGUGCCAAAGUCCUGAACCCCACUAAGCUGCAUGUGUCAUGGAAAGAGCCAAAAGGACAGUUUGAAAGCUACAAGGUCAUUUACACCACACAGCCAGGUGGAGGGCAGAAGGAGGUUCAGGUAUCGAAGCAGGAUGCAAAGCUGCUCAUCGAGGACUUUGACCCCUCUAAAGAAUACAACUUUAAGAUAAUUGCUGUCAGUGGGGGACAGCAGAGCAAACCUCUUCAGGCCAAACAUGAAGCUCAACAAUCGGCCGUUGAGAUGGUUCAGUCUCAGAGGAGACACGACAGCGGUGUCACCGAGGAGAACAACGAGAUAACAGAAGCUGGAGACGAGUUUAUGUGUAAGACUCCAGCCAUAUCUGACAUCGUUAUUCUGGUGGAUGGCUCCUGGAGUAUCGGCCGCAUCAAUUUCAGGCUGGUCAGGACGUUCCUGGAAAACCUGGUCAAGGCCUUUUCUGUGGAGUUUGACAAGACCAGGAUUGGCCUGGCUCAGUACAGCGGCGACCCCAGAAUCGAGUGGCAUCUUAACACUCACACCACCAAAGAGGCUGUGAUCGAUGCUGUGAAGAACCUGCCGUAUAAAGGAGGAAACACACUGACAGGUCUGGCUCUGACCUUCAUCCUGGAGAACAGCUUCAAACCCGAGUCCGGAUCCAGGCCUGGCGUUCCCAAAAUAGGAAUCCUCAUCACUGACGGAAAGUCCCAGGAUGAUGUGAUACCCCCCGCACAGAGCUUGAGGGAUGCUGGGAUAGAAUUGUUUGCCAUUGGUGUGAAAAACGCUGAUGAGAAUGAACUGAAGGCUAUCGCCUCUCCUCCUGAGGAAACUCACGUCUACAAUGUGGCAGACUUCAGCGUGAUGAGCGACAUCGUGGAAGGCCUCACCAAGACUGUCUGCGACCGAGUGGAGCAGCUCGACAAGCAGAUCAGAGGGGGAGGACAACCAGCCCCCCCGCCCACCUCUGUAGCACCGCCCCGUGAUCUGGUGACAUCGGACAUCACGGCUCGCAGUUUCCGGGUGACGUGGACCCACGCACCAGGCCAGGUGGAGAAGUACCGCGUGGUCUACUACCCAGCCAGCGGAGGACAGCCAGAUGAAAAGGUGGUCCAUGGGACAGAGAACAGUGUGGAGCUGAGCUACCUGAACUCUCUGACCGAAUACCAGGUGGCUGUUUUCGCCGUCUAUCGCAGCUCUGCCAGCGAGGCUCUGAGAGGAAGUGCUACCACAUUGGCCCUGCCCAUGGUGAACGACCUGGAGCUGUUUGAUAUCACUCACAGCACCAUGAGGGUCCGCUGGAAGAUCGCCGCUGGUGCCUCUGGGUACAUGAUCCUGUAUGCCCCCCUGACCGAGGGAGAUCCUGCAGACGAGAAGGAGGUGAAGGUGGAGGGCUCGGUGAACGAGGUGGAGCUGGAGGGAUUGACUCCUGACACGGAGUACACGGUGACGGUUUACGCCAUGUAUGGAGAAGAGGCCAGCGACCCCAUGACCAGCCAGCAGACCACAUUACCGCUGACGCCAGCAAGGAACCUGCGUUUCUCAGAUGUGGACCACAGCUCCGCCCGGCUCACAUGGGACUCUGCUUCCAGGAAGGUCAAAGGCUACCGCAUCAUGUAUGUCAAGACCAACGGAGUACAGACCAAUGAGGUGGAUGUUGGCCGUGUGACAUCCUGGUUGCUAAGAAACCUGACUUCCCUGACAGAGUACACAGUUGGUGUGUUUGCCGUUUACGAUGAGGGACAAGCUGAGGCCGUGACUGACAGCUUCACCACGAAGACCGUCCCUGACCCGCCAGACCUGAGGAGCAGUGACAUCUCCACUGACAGCUUCAGGGUGUCAUGGCAACACCCAGCCUCUGAUGUGGUGCUGUACCGCCUCAUCUGGACGCCCACAGAUGGAGGAGACAGCGAAGAGGUUCUGGUGAACGGAAACAUUAACACCUACCUGAUAAAAGGACUCAGCCCCCUCACCGAGUAUGAAGUCCUCCUUGCUGCCAUCUACGGCAACGAGGUUGAGAGUGACGAGGUGAUCCUCGUAGAGUCCACGGUUGAAAGAACAACUACCCUGGCCACAACAACCACCACUGCAGCAACUCCUCGUUACGGGGUGAGGAACAUGAGGAUCGAUGAGGAAACCACCUUCAGUAUGCGGGUGGCGUGGCAGCCUGCGGACACGAGGAAUGUCCGACAUUAUCGACUGAGCUACAUCAGCGCCAAGGGAGACCGAGCAGAGGAGACGAGGACGGUGCCCACAGGUCAGAACAGCCUGGUUCUGCAGCCCUUGCUGUCAGACACUGAGUACAAAGUCGCCAUCACUCCUGUUUACCCUGAGGGAGAUGGACCGACAGCAGCACGAAUGGGGCGAACACUUCCUCUCUCAGCUCCAAAGAACCUGAGGGUAUCAGAGGAAUGGUACAACCGCUUUAGGAUCAGCUGGGACGUUCCUCCUUCACCCACCAUGGGCUACAGGGUUGUCUACCAGCCUCUCUCUGCCCCUGGACCAGCUCUGGAGACCUUUGUAGGAGAGGACGUGAACACAAUGCUGAUUGUCAACCUGCUGAGCGGGACCGAAUACAGUGUCAAGGUCAUCGCCUCCUACACCACCGGAUCCAGCGAGGCUCUUUCAGGGAGGGCCAAGACCUUGUAUCUUGGGGUGACUAACCUGAAUACAUACCAGAUGAGGAUGAACAGUUUCUGCGCCCAGUGGCAGCCUCACCGACACGCCAGUACCUACAGAGUGGUCAUCGAGUCUCUGCUCAAUGGUCAGAAGCAGGAGACGAAGCUGAGCGGAUCAUCCAACAGACACUGUUUCAACAACCUGAAGGCCAACACGCAGUAUAAGAUGAGUGUGUACGCUCAGCUGCAGGACGGGACUGAGGGGCCUGCAGUCACUGUGAUAGAUAAGACAUUGCCCAUCCCAACUCCGGCUCCAACCAGGCCCCCCACCACCACGCCGCUGCCCACCAUCCCCCCUGCAAAGGAAGUCUGUAAGGCAGCUAAAGCAGACCUGGUCUUCCUGGUUGAUGGUUCCUGGAGUAUUGGUGAUGACAAUUUCCUGAAGAUCAUCCGCUUCCUGUACAGCACAUCUGGAGCUCUGGACCAGAUCGGCCCAGAUGGCACACAGGUUGCCAUCGCCCAGUUCAGUGAUGAUGCCCGGACUGAGUUCAAACUGAACUCGUACAGUGAUAAAGAGCGACUGCUGGAUGCCAUCAACAAGAUCUCCUACAAGGGAGGAAACACAAAGACAGGUCGAGCCAUCCAGCAUGUGAAGGAAAACAUCUUCACAGUAGAGGGAGGAGUCAGGAGGGGAAUCCCCAACGUCCUUGUGGUCCUCACCGAUGGCCGAUCUCAGGAUGACGUCAACAAGGUGUCCAAAGAGAUGCAGAUGGAAGGGUAUAUUGUAUUUGCUAUCGGCUUUGCUGACGCUGACUACGGGGAGCUGGUGAGCAUCGCCAGUAAACCCAGUGACAGACAUGUCUUCUUUGUGGACGACCUGGACGCCUUCAAGAAGAUUGAAGAGAAGCUGGUGACCUUUGUGUGUGAGGCUGCCACUGCCACUUGUCCGUCUGUGCCGAUGAGCGGCAGCACAACUCCAGGUUUCCGUAUGAUGGAGCUGUUUGGGCUGAUGGAAAAUCGGUAUGGCAGCAUGUCCGGCGUUUCUAUGGUACCCGGCACCUUUAAUACCUUCCCCUGUUUCCACCUGCACAGUGACGCUUUUCUGGCACAGCCAACCAGGUACAUCCAUCCUGAAGGGCUGCCCUCUGACUACACCAUCACCCUGCUGUUCAGACUGCUGCCCGACACUCCGGAGGAGCCCUUUGCUCUCUGGGAGAUCCUCAAUAAGAACAACGAGCCUCUGGUGGGAGUCAUCCUGGACAAUGGAGGAAAGACUCUGACGUUCUUCAACAAUGACUACAAAGGAGAGUUCCAGACGGUCACCUUCGAAGGGCCAGAAAUCAAAAAACUCUUCUACGGCAGCUUCCACAAGCUUCAUAUUGCAAUCAGCAAGACGAGUGCCAAAGUGGUGAUUGACUGCAAGAUGGUGGCCGAGAAAACCAUCAAUGCAGCGGGAAACAUCACAAUCGACGGAAUGGAAGUUCUGGGCCGAAUGGUCCGCUCUAGAGGGAACAAGGACAAUUCUGCACCGUUCCAGCUUCAGAUCUUUGACAUCGUCUGUAGCACUUCGUGGGCCAGCAGAGACAAGUGCUGCGAACUUCCUGGUCUGAGGAAGGAGGUAGACUGCCCGGCCAUGCCCAAAGCCUGCACCUGCACCCAGGACAGUAAAGGCCCCCCUGGCCCUGCUGGACCACCAGGAGGUCCAGGAAUCAGAGGAGCCAGAGGUGAUCGUGGAGAGCCAGGCCCGGUGGGGCCCACUGGUCCAGCAGGUGAUACAGGUGUACCAGGACCUCAGGGACCCCAAGGACCACAGGGACCCAGUGGACGCUCCAUCAUAGGACCCCCAGGUGCUCCAGGAGAGAGAGGACAGAAAGGUGAAGCUGGACAACAAGGAGCACAGGGAGUUCCUGGCAGAGCUGGAGCUCCAGGCAGAGAAGGACCUGCAGGACCCAGAGGACUGCCAGGCAAAGACGGCCCACCAGGCAGACAGGGUCCAACAGGAACUAUUGGGACACCAGGAGCCCCAGGGGCCCCGGGUAACACAGGGCCUCCAGGAAAACAGGGAGAACUGGGACCACCAGGUCCUCUUGGAAGCAAGGGGGAGAAAGGUGAACGGGGUGACCUGCAGUCGACAGCAUCAGUUCAGGCCAUCGCCAGGCAGGUCUGUGAGCAGCUGAUUCAGAGCCACAUGGCACGCUACAACUCCAUCCUGAACCACGCGCCCAGUCCGCCGGUGUCCAUCCGCACUGUGCCAGGACCCCCUGGAGAGCCUGGCAGACAGGGAAGUCCAGGGCCACAGGGAGAACAGGGUCCCCCAGGAAGACCCGGCUUCCCAGGACAGAAUGGCCAGAACGGGCAGCCGGGAGAGAGAGGUCAGCCAGGAGAAAAGGGUGAGAAAGGAUCUCAAGGUGUUGGAGUCCAAGGCCCCAGAGGACCCUCAGGACCCCCUGGUCCCCAAGGGCAGGGCAGACCUGGCAGCCAGGGUCCCUCAGGGCGACCUGGAAAUCCUGGAGCCCCUGGUCGGCCUGGGGUCCCUGGACCCGUCGGUUCUGCUGGGCCUCCAGGCUACUGCGACCAGAAUGCCUGUAUGGGCUACAAUGUUGGAGGUGACACAGCAGCCUUAAAGGUGCUGUACAGCUCGCAGCCUGCAGGGUCGUCAUUCCAAUUGCCGCCCACCGUCUUCCAGAACUACGGCGAGGUUGAGGAGGAUGAUCCCUACCGCUACUACGAGCCCAAUUAUCCGGCACCGCGGCCCGUGGCGCCUGACGACCCAGCGUUGGACAACAUCGAGCUGAGUUCCCCUGGCAUCCACCGCAGCGCCCGGAGCCUGAAGAAAGAUGAAGAGAUAGUUGGGCCGAAGAGGAGACUAAAGAAAGGAGCGAAGGCGCUGCCUGGACUAAUUAAAUGAGAGAAGGUGAUUGGAGGACGGAGGGCCGCUCGCUGUUUCUGAUUGGGCGGUUACGGACUAAUCAACAAGUGCCUGAUGUAGAGGAUUUCUUAUGGACAUUGUAGAGGGGAUGUGGUGGGGCUAUCAGGUUGGGACUAUUUUAACUCAUCUAUGCUAUUGAAUUAACUUCAAAAAAGUUUGUUGUUUAAUUUGUUUUUGUCAUUUUUGUCUCAGUUGAGACAGUCAUCUUAAAAUGGAUUCAGCUUAACUGGAUUUUAUAUUUCACUGUCCCACAGCAUCUCUCUUUUAACAGGUUAACUGUUUCGGUGAUAAACGUUUCUCAGAUAUUUUGUCAACAGAUUGAUUGGAGAAAAGUAGCCGGCCCUGUUUUCAGGUUUCACUUCUGCCGUUUGUUAUUUUCCUGGUUGGUUAAGUGCCUCCUAAUCAUCUGGAACAAAUUUCAAAAUGCAGAAAUACAAACACACCACAACAUUUAGACAUGUGCAGCAACCUAUCAGGCAACACUGUCACUCUUCAUGUUCAUCUACAUCUUUAAUGUUGUAUCACAACCUUUUAAUUUUUGGACUGCAGAGGUCUCAAAUAACAUCAUGUGCAAGCACAGCAGUAUUACAGUGGCUGCAAGUCAGACACUACAUCAUAAGAUAAACACAAACCACCUGUGAGAUUACUGCUGUGAACAACAUGAAAGGUUUACAGUGUUUCAAAGUGAUGAGACUUUAUAUGUGCUUAUAAGUGUGAACUUUAGGUUAAUUACUUGACAACGGGACAUGACAUGACAUGACAUGACAUGACAUGACAACGUCAGAGUCCAACAGUUAGGGCACCUGUCUUCCAAAGUUUAUCCUCCUGAGACCCGAACUUUUGUUUGGUGUGCUUUUUUAAUUUCUCCUAGCUAUCAGAGAUCAGUAGGACCCGAUAAGUAUAAAAAAAAAACUAAACAUUGUCAACGAUAAUUAAGUCCCAGUGUCCUCAAACUAUUCCUUUCCAAUUAACAGUGUCUUAUUUUGUUACUGUUGCUAAAAUUGGCCACAUUUGUUGCCAUAUCUAUGAACAGUAUUAAUCAUAAAUAAACAAGUUUCAACCAUAAAAUGUGAUCAGGUUUUGGACCUUGUCCACUUUUGUGUAGGGAUCAGCUGCAGAUUGACUUGGCAGAGAUGGCAGCCAUCUUGUUUUUACAUCGAUUAGUGUAUUGUGGUCUUACUACCACUAGAUGGCACAAAAAGUGUCCAAGUUCAGUAGAAUAAAGUGUAAGGUUAAGUAAACCCAAAAUGUGAUGUCCUGAUAUGAGGAUACAGGGUCUCAGGAGGAUAUUUAGAAGAAUACGUCACCCACAAAAUGACCAUUUGUAUCAGUUGCUCACCACAUGUUAUAUUGAAUUCAUGAAAAAUACAUUUUUCUCGCAUGCCUCCACAGUAAAGGGAGAAAACAAAAAAGAAGAUCAUCCUUCAUGAAUUGAUGUAAAUGGGUCGACAUUUAACAAAAACAAAACUAAACAUUAUGAUUGAAAGCACAUCACUACCAACUGUCUCAUGCACAGACAGAAGGCACACCUCGCACCUGCGCUUGCUCAAGCUGCUCGUAGGCAGAAGUGUUUUAUGUUGUAACGUUUUCACAGAAAUGCAUGUGUUUGCGAAGUGCUGAGAAUACAGCUGGAUAAAUGAGACAUGGAUUAUAUUGCAUCAUUGUGUAAAGGCCAGUUUCCACCAGAUGCGUGUUGGUUGCGUCUGCGCUCCGGCAUGGCAGCGGAGCCGAUAGGAUUCCAUUCUAGUCAAUGUGUGUGUUUCCACUGGCUGCGGCUGUGCUGCGUUCCGGCUCCGUCACAGCUCCAGCACUCCGGAGCCCUCCGCAACAGAUACGGAGGACUUCUAUUUUUGCCGGACGCCGGAGCACAACGCAGCAAUUCAGCACAGAGCAGAUCGUGCGGGGCAGGAAGUCGUGCACAGAAACACAAUAAAACAUCCGGUUAAUUUUCAAAACAAAAUACACAGUGUUCACGGCGGAUCAUAUUUCCCUGCACUACACCUUAAAAACUACAUAAUGGGCAGAGACAGGCCUGAAGUCAACAGGUCAGAGGUUUUUAGACGUCAUUUCACCCCGUGAACACCAUGGACGAGGAGAUAUUAAUCACGGCAGUGCACCAAGAUGUCUUCCGGCGGAGCUGCACCGCACCGCACAGCAAACGCAGCCGGUGGGUAUUGACAGACACCGGAGCACGCAGCGGAUAACCAGCGCUGCCGUUCCGCAACGGACACGCAUCCAGUGGAAAUCCGGCGUAAGAGUUAUGAUAUUGUGUUGUUGUUGAAUGUCAACCCUGAUUACUUCAGUUCAUAAAGAAUUAGGGCUGCCCCCGACAAAGACUUUUCCUAGUUGACCAAUAGUCAUCAUUAAGGGGCAUUAGUCGACUAGUCACCUGCAUAUUUAAGAUGUAAAUUUAGUUAUUAAACUAUGUAUUUUGGGCGGGGCAACACAAUGGUUUGAGUGUGAGAAAGAAUAGUAUCAGUAACAUUGUGAACACUGUGCUACAUUACAGAGAAAUACAAAACCUUACCAAUGAACCUUCAUUAAUAUAGGCCUAUAUUUUAUCUACACGUGCACGUCACACACUGAGUGAGCCACCUGUUAAUGAUGCUGUCUGCAAAGCAGUAAUGAAUGUGCUAAGUGGCUAAUGGGCAUGUAGCUACUUACAUGUUUCAAAUGAUGUUUCAAACACAUAUGUGUCAUGUCUGUAGUUGACGAAUGAAGAUGAGUUUACUUAUCACCUUGGGUUCAUCCUUCACCUUCUCAAAAUAAUCCCACACUUUGGAUUUCCUGCCCGACAUGUUAUUAAUCAGCCUGUGGAAUAACCACAGGUACCAGCCCUGGAAAUCAACCCGACUCCUGUCUGACUGCUGAACGUGGCCACUUCCAGUGUCUGUCCUUUCAAAUGACAUUCCCACAUGGUCCACUCAUAUAGGUUUUGAUUUAUUUUAACAAAGCACAGCUCCUAAAAGAGUUUAACAUUUGUUUGUUUUCUCGUUUUUGUCUGCGACUAAUGUCCUUUCUGGUCAACUAUUAAGGGGAAGCCGUAUAAAGAAUGUUCCCGUUUUUUUGUUUCUCCAUACAUUGUGGAGGCAAAAAAGCAAAGACGUGGUGAGUAACUGGUACACAAAUGGUCAUUUUGUUGGUGUAGUAUUCUUUUAACUGGUAAGCCCUGUUUUUAAGUAGUUUAAUGUAUUUGUCAGGGACAAUACAGAGAUAGCUGUGAACAAAAAAAAAAAGAGAUGCUUUGCACCAGAUUUACAUGCUAGCGACACAUCUGUACUUCCUGAACAGGUAAACACACAAAAAACAAAAAAAUGUACAAAAUGUAAUUUACACCCUCAGCCCUACACAAGAUAAGUAAUCACUUCCCAUUUUGUUUCUAAAAUACUAAAAUAAGUAAGUCACACACUUCACCUCCAGGGUAAGAACAGGUAAUGUUAGCGUCUUAGCACAGCUGUUGCUUACAUUAAAUAUCUGCAGCCACUCAGCCAGCUACAGUAAAGCACAAUAUAAAGAUUAUGUUUUCUCUCCAUCAACAAACAAUAUGACAAAAUGAGCUUUCAUGAGGAUGAUUACACCUAGAACACCCCAGAUGAGGGGAGAGGAAGUGAAUUAAUUACGCCUUAUUUGCAUAAACUGCUAAAACCCUAGUUGAGUCCAAACCUGCAUCUUAUAUCUAAUGUUUCUUUUACUGCCAUUUGUUUGUUUUAAAGGCUCCCAAAUGCUACAGGUAGUUCCCCUUGGGAUAAAUAAAGUUUUAUCUUUAUCUUUCCCCCUUUACAAAAAAAAGAACCCAAACAUUUAUUUAUGUAAAGUUGUGCAUGUUUUUGUUUUCCAUUUAUCGUAUGAUGUAUGAUAUUUUUAAUCUCAUAGAGCCAUAGACACAUUUCACUGUUACAUAUAAAGAUCAUUUUUUUAGUUUUUCCUUCAGAGUGUUAGGUGAGUGGAGUCAUAUGCAGUUAUUGUUACAGUAUUAAGCUCAGACUAAUGUUGCCUCUGUAUUUCAGAAGGUUGGUGAAAAGAAAUAAGUUGUAAAAACAGUAACAGCUGAUGUAAGAGAGUUAUUAUAUUUCUAAGUAAAUGUAUUUUGGUUCAGUUUUCAGGUUUCUGGAUGUCGUUGUAACUGACAGGAGCUGUUUUUCAUGUUGUCUAUAGAAAGACAAUUAAAGAGAGAUUAGGAGUGAAAAAUGAAUUUGAUUUUUAAAGACUGACAAUCUGUUUUUCCUCAUUUUUUUGGUUUUGUUUUUGAAUUGAUCUGCCUUCAUUUUUUAACAUUUAUUAUUUAGCUAAUUUAAGUUAAACUGGAUGCCAUCUGUUCAAGGACAAGACUCUUUGGCCCUCUGUUAAUUUUCCAUAUUUUAUGCAAAAAACUGAAGAUCUGAGUUUGAUUUAUUAAAUGUGUUUAAAUUGCUAGAGAUCAGUUAUAUAAAGGAAGGUCCACUUAUUUGGAAAAUGGUCUGCUUUGUUUAAUCACCUGUGGACGUCAUUUUUUUCUCUUUCAGAGCAAACUAAUUUUCCCAAAAUUCAAGCACAUUAAACUUUUUCAGAUAUCUUGGAAACCCUCUGAGUUAAGUGUUUCUGAGGCCUUCAGGUCAGCAAGGAGUACAAACCGACCGCAGUAUUUCCCUCUACACCUCUGACCAGGAUAUGUUCAAAAAAAUAAAAUCAAGGAAGUAAUUUAUUUUAUUACUUGGUAUUGAUUUUCUCAGAACAAUAAAACUGAAGUACAACCGUUA
Molecule: messenger RNA, 10631 nt
Organism: Epinephelus fuscoguttatus (brown-marbled grouper)
Lineage: Eukaryota; Metazoa; Chordata; Actinopteri; Perciformes; Serranidae
Product: collagen alpha-1(XIV) chain-like
Exons: 50
Coding region: 253-5874 (1873 amino acids)
Cellular component (GO): interstitial matrix
Molecular function (GO): protein binding
Source: RefSeq, a predicted model, not a curated record